Messenger RNA from Prunus avium (sweet cherry), 1973 nucleotides. RefSeq names its product Peptide-N4-(N-acetyl-beta-glucosaminyl)asparagine amidase A protein. NCBI's taxonomy places the organism in Eukaryota, Viridiplantae, Streptophyta, Magnoliopsida, Rosales, Rosaceae. The record is from RefSeq and is a predicted model, not a curated record.
UUUGUUGCAACUAAUUUCAUAAUUUCUGAUUAAAAUAAAUAAAUAUAGAUAAAAGCCAAAUAAAAUGAAAUCUCCCUGCAACCGUUAUUUUGAAGUUGACCUCUCACUCCACUGCACUGACUGCUUCGCAAAAAUGUACGCCUUACUCCUCCUGCUUCUCCUGUUCUUCACAAACCCAGCCUCACCUUCCUCCUUCCCAGAUCGUUUUACCAAAUCCCUAUCCGCCAAUCUUCUGAAACACAAAUCCCAAGAAUACCUCGAGGUGGGCCAUCCCCUACCGUUCGAUCAGCUGACCCCAUCCUGCUCCCACCGAGUCCUCACGCACUCCUUCGCCAACACCAUGAAUGGCCCUGCCUUCUCCACCGACUACUCCCCGCCAUUCGAUUGCCCAUCUCCCUGGUCCCACAUCGCCCUCGAGUUUCGCGCCAAAUGCAAAGGCGAGCAGUACGACCGGAUAGUCGGCUUGUGGCUCGGCGGCGCGGAGCUCCUCCGCACCAGCACGGCCGAGCCGACAGAAAAAGGAAUCUUCUGGAAGGUUCGAAAGGACAUCACCAGAUACUACUCUCUCCUCGCGCGCUGCGACCUCAACCUCACGAUGAUGCUCGAGAACGUCGUUGACCACGUCUACACCGGCGUUUACCACGUCGAAGUCCAUUUCCUCUAUUACAACCAAAACGUCGCCGUUACGCUUAACCCCGUGAUGAGGGUUGCUUCGAUAAUCCCAUAUCAAAAUUUGGGAACUGUUGCUUACGAACCGGCCGAUUUGAUCUUUCCGAUAUCCGAUAACGGAGAUAAAGGAUGCUGGUUCCGAAUCGAGAGCGAAUCGGAUUUCCACUCCAAGGAAAUCCGGAUCCCGCGGAACACACGACGACUCGUACUGGAGCUGUACGUGUCGUUUCACGGAAACGACGAGUUUUGGUACUCGAACCCGCCAAGUUUAUACAUCACAACGAACAACUUAGCGACCGGGCGCGGCAACGGAGCUUACAGAGAGGUUUUCGUGACAGUCGACGGCGAAUUGGUGGGUUCGGAAGUUCCAUUUCCGGUGGUGUUCACCGGCGGCAUCAACCCUUUGUUUUGGGAACCGGUGGUGGCGAUCGGAGCCUUCGACCUUCCUUCGUACGAUUUGGAAUUGACGCCGUUUCUGGAGAAGCUUCUAGAUGGGAAAGCUCAUAGCUUUGGAAUUGGAGUGGCUGAUGGGAUUUCAUAUUGGCUUGUGGAUGCCAAUUUGCACAUUUGGUUGGACCAUCAAUCAAAAACAGUGAAGGCCAAAUCAAGCGUUUUGCCUCCGCCUCCUGCUAUUGUAGUGAAUCGAGGUACCCAGUUUAAACAGCUUGAUGGGGUUUUUAAGAUCAGAGCAGAGAGAAGCAGUGAAUUUGUGGGAUGGGUUAAGUCCAGUUCAGGCAACUACACCACCACAUUCUCCCAGCGGUACAAUUUCAAGAGCUCGAUUCGAUUCGCAAAGAACGGGACUUAUAAAUUGGUGAAGCAGAAAGUCAAGGCCAAAAGGGAAGUGAAGGUUGUGAAUGAGAAAGGUGUGGUGGUGCUUAGGAACAGAGUUAGGAGGAGGUACCCUAUCAAUGUCAUCACCGCUACUUUACCUGGGUCUCACAAGGACACUUAUGUGUUAGUCACAAACAUGUCACAUUCGAUGAAGGAGAAGAGCUUGCAUGGAGACUAUUCGACUCGGGUUUAUAACAGUCAGGAUUCAAGAGGGUGGAUGGAGGUGAAGGAUCACUCUGUUCUCUCUGGAACUGCAAAUACUGAGCAGAGUUUUCGUUACAGUGGUGAGUUUGGUUGUUAUUCAAGAACUGUUGGUACAAGUGAUGGCAAACUCAUCAGGGAUAACUCCACCUUCCAUUGUUUGUCUGUCUCAUGAUGAUUUUGUUUCCGUUGGCUAUCUUUCUCUGUUGCAAGUUUUCAUGGCUUCCAACUCCUAUCCAUGUAUGAGUUUUUUUCUUCUUUAAUCUUUU